UUACUCGAUCACUUGUUCUCAGUAGUAAAGCAAAGUUCGGUGAGACUGUUCGUUUAUCGUACAUUUGGAGCGAAACACAAACUCAAGAAGGAAAUUUUUGUUUGUUUUCACAUAUAUCGUAGUUGUGAAUAAAAUUUUGUGCCUCCAAAGGAUGGCAGCCACCAAAGACGACAGCACCGACAGUGUGCAAUUUUUCGAAGGAGUGGAGAAACUCCUUGAGAUUUGGUUCACAAGCAGCAAUAGCGUAAACAGAAAGCAGGGCGAUCUUAGGCAGAUUCCUCGAUGGAAGUGGCAAUCGUUACUAAAAAUCGUUCGUUGUGAGAUUAUCAGCAUUUGUCGCACCGAGCAUGUGGAUGCUUAUGUUCUCAGUGAAAGCAGCAUGUUCCUAUCAAAACGUAGACUUAUCCUUAAAACAUGUGGCACAACUACCCCUCUUCAAUGUUUGGAGCCCCUUUUGGAACUUGUAAAAGAGUAUACUGGCUUUGAAGAAGUAGAGAAUGUAUUUUACUCCAGGAAAAAUUACAAGAAGCCAGAGUUACAAAUAUCCCCGCAUCAAGCAUUUGAAGAAGAAGUUGCUUUGCUUGAUACAUUCUUCCCUGCUGGGGAAGCUUAUUGUUUAGGCUCUGUAGAUUCAGAUUGUUGGUAUUUAUACACUUUGAAUAAAGAGAAGUCUGUAGAUGAACCCAUAGAACCAGAUCAAACUUUAGAGAUCCUAAUGACUCAUUUAGAUCCAGAAGUAAUGUCUCUUUUCACUAGAGAUGUAUGCUCCUCUGCAGACGAAGCAACUCAAAAAUCAGGAAUUGACAAACUUAUUCCAAACAUGAUUAUAGACGAUUUUUUGUUUGAACCUUGUGGAUAUUCAAUGAAUGGAGUAUCUAGAAAUGGAAAUUAUAUGACUAUUCAUAUUACACCAGAGCCAGAGUUUUCAUAUGUCUCAUUUGAGAGUAACAUUCCAGAAGCAUCAUAUGAGGAAAUAAUACGACGUGUUCUAAACACUUUCAAACCAAAAAAAUUUGUUGUAACUAUCUUUGCUAACAAAGAAUCAAUCGCUGCUACUUGUCCACGUGAUUUAGAGCAAACUGAUUAUCUGAAAGGUUCUGGUGAUUGGCUACGUACAGAUGUGCAAUAUUGCCGCUUCAAGAAUUAUGAUUUGACCUGUGCAUUCUAUUCAAGAUUCCCAAGCUGAGGGUUCAUGGACGCUUCAUUUGGACCUAAUCAAUUAGGAACUAAUGAAGCGCUUAUUAAUAAUUCUAUCCGUUCUCAAACUUCCUUUUCUUUUUCCAAUUCCAUAAAUGAGGCAAACAAACAUAAUCAGUCUAUAAAACAUAUAUUAAAAUCUGAAAAUAUUUACAAAGAACAUGAUCUUGUAUCUACUCAAUAUAUAAAACAUAAUAAUGAAACAAAUCUUAACGAGUGCACUAUACAAAAUUCUAUAA
This is a messenger RNA of Bombus terrestris (buff-tailed bumblebee), 1436 nucleotides long. RefSeq names its product S-adenosylmethionine decarboxylase proenzyme (gene SamDC). Bases 152 to 1186 code for a protein of 344 amino acids. Gene Ontology annotation, cellular component: cytosol. Gene Ontology annotation, biological process: spermidine biosynthetic process; spermine biosynthetic process. Gene Ontology annotation, molecular function: adenosylmethionine decarboxylase activity. Lineage: Eukaryota; Metazoa; Arthropoda; Insecta; Hymenoptera; Apidae. The transcript has 6 exons. The record is from RefSeq and is a predicted model, not a curated record.